CGAUGUAAUAAUGGCCGAAGGUCUCGCGCACACAGCAGACACCAACGCGUCUACUCCUUCCCCCAAUCCCGCGUCCUCGGCCAGAAAAGAGGACGGCUCCGACGACGCCGUGCGAUCGUUAGCCACCACCUCUGCAGCUCCUUCUGCUUCCACCAACCCCAACGCGCCAGCUUCCGCCAUGAUUCACAUGCGUUGCCUCAUCGUCACCCAGGACGCGUCGAUCAUCAUCGGUAAGGGCGGCACACACGUCAACGAAAUUCGAGAGAAGAGCGGCGCACGCGUCGUUGUUUCUGAGAGCAUACCUGGGAACCCAGAGCGUAUUCUCAACGUCAGCGGCCCGUUGGAUGCCGUUUCCAAAGCGUUUGGACUAAUAGUCCGAAGAAUCAAUGACGAGCCUUUCGACGUCCCAUCUGUCCCCGGAAGCCGCGCAGUCACCAUCAAGUUUAUGAUUCCUAAUUCUCGUAUGGGCUCCGUCAUCGGCAAGCAAGGUUCGAAGAUUAAGGAAAUCCAAGAUGCCAGCGGAGCGAGAUUGAAUGCGAGCGAAGGGAUGCUGCCUGGGUCUACAGAGCGUGUCCUCAGUGUGGCAGGUGUUGCGGACGCCAUUCAUAUCGCCACUUACUAUAUUGGCAAUAUUCUCAUCGAGGCCAAUGAGCGGCUCCCAUCUUCGGGAAACUCAAGUUAUCGGCCCUCCAGUUACACUCGCAGGCCACCGUACACUGGGUCAUCUUACGUCCCAGGAUACUCGUCUUCUCAGCCAUACGCUGGCGGUCCCGGCGGUCCUGGCGGUCCCGGUGGUCCUCCUGGUCCUCCUGGUCCCGGUGGUCCCGGCGGUCCCGGUGGUCCCAAUCCCCCUCAACAGCUCCAAACACAGCAAAUAUACAUCCCCAACGAUCUCGUCGGUUGCAUCAUUGGCAAAGGUGGAAGCAAAAUCAACGAGAUACGGCACAUGAGCGCUUCACAAAUUAAAAUCAUGGAACCCGGUGCUGUUGGCGUCGGUAUGAACGGUGCCCCUGCUCCCUCUGGAGGUGAAGGAGAACGUCUAGUCGUCAUCACCGGCCAGCCCGCGAAUAUCCAAAUGGCUGUUCAAUUACUUUACCAUCGUCUGGAGCAAGAAAAGCAGAAGCAGCUGCGGGCCCAGACGGCGUAAGGGGCGUCUUUGUGGGUGAUGAUCGUCAACAUUUGUCUUGAAGCGAUUUUAUGUGCUUGUCGGUUGCAUCAAUGCUUUGCCCGUGUAUUCUUAGUCAAAAACAUAUUCGUUUUCUUGCGCUCUACUCUACAGUCUCUACUUUGGACCC
Molecule: messenger RNA, 1295 nt
Organism: Coniophora puteana RWD-64-598 SS2
Lineage: Eukaryota; Fungi; Basidiomycota; Agaricomycetes; Boletales; Coniophoraceae
Exons: 4
Coding region: 11-1147 (378 amino acids)
Biological process (GO): regulation of gene expression; regulation of RNA metabolic process
Cellular component (GO): nucleus; cytoplasm
Molecular function (GO): mRNA binding
Source: RefSeq, a predicted model, not a curated record